AUGGGAAGUUCAGAUUCAGAUGAUUUUCAACAGUUAAACGAUCUACAAGAAAUAAAGAAUGUUGAACCAGAACAGAAUCAAAAACUGGUAAUUGAGAAUCAAAUGGAUAUUUUUUCUAAAAUAGGACCUAGUGAUAUAACACAUAUAGUCAGUGAUCCACCAACACAACCAAUUUUAAAAAAUUACCCACAGUCUAAGUUUGGGAAAGAAUGGAGACAAUUCCGUCCUGAAUGGUUCAAAUCAUAUCCUUGGCUUGAAUACAGUGUAUUAGAUAAUGCUUGUUAUUGUUUUCCUUGUAGAUUUUUUUCUCAUAACUCUGAUAAUUCACCAUUUUAUAAAAUUGGAUUCAAAAAUUGGAAAAAAGCUCUUGAUAAAAAUGCAGGAAUUAAAGGCCAUAAUAAAUCUUGCAUACAUAAAACUUGCAUGACGAAGUGGGAAGGGUAUAAAAACUCCAAAAAAACAAAAUCAAUUUUAACAACAUUAAAUGAGGCUAAUUUAUCUUUAAUUAAAGAAAAUCGAUAUUACAUUUCAGUUAUUUCAGAAAUAUUAUUGUUCACAGCCUGUCAAAAUAUUGCACAACGAGGUGAUGAUGAAGGGUCAGAAAGCCUCAAUAGAGGAAAUUUUUUAGAACUUCUAGAACUUUGUGCUAGGAGAGACGCAAGAUUUAAAGCUAAAAUAGAUAUAUUACCAAAAAAUGCGAAAUAUACUCAUCAUACUAUUCAAAAUGAUUUAUUUUAUGUAAUGAGUAAAUUAGUUUUAGAAACUAUUGCGAAAGAAGUUAAAGAAGCCAAAUAUUUUGCUAUUCUUGCAGAUGAGACAAAAGACGUGAGCAAAACUGAGCAGUUAUCUAUUAUGGUUCGUUAUUAUCAUAAUAACAUAAUGAAUGAACGAUUUUUAGGGUAUGUUCCUUGUAAUGAAUUAAAUGCGAAGGCUCUUUUUGAUUACAUAAAUAAAACACUGUCAGACUGUGGAAUAAAUAUUAAAAACUGUAUAGCUCAAACUUAUGACGGUGCAAAUGUAAUGAGUGGUAAACAAAACGCGGUUAGGUCAACUGUUCAUACUAAAUUCAUAGAACUUCAAAAUAAAUUAUUACCGAAAAAAAAAAUUAUGGAACUAAAAAGGAUUUGUGAAACUCGAUGGAUAUGUCAAAUUUCUGCUUGUAUCGCUGUAAAAAAAACAUUUCCUGUGAUAUUACUUUUAUUACAUCAAAUAAGCCUAGAAUCCAAGAGUGAAAAAGAAAUGGAAGCUAAAUCACUAUUAUUUCACAUUAAUUUUGAAUUUAUAUUUUGUCUCUACUUAUUUUGUGACACAUUUAGUGAGAUAAAAAUUGUGUUAGAUUAUUUACAAAAACCAGAUUCAGAUUUGGGUUCUAGCUGUCUACUAGUAGAAUCAUUAAUUAAUUACCUUAUGGAAUUUAGAAACACCUCAAACAAGUUUGAAGAUCUUUUGACAGAAGUGGAAUUAUGUGCACAAAAAAAUAAUAUUCAACUUCCUAAUGAAACAGUUAAAGAAACAAGGAUUCGCAAACUUCCUAAACAAUUUUCAUCAUAUAUAACUGAAGUAACAACUUCUGAAAGUAGAAAAAUUAGUAAUAAUAACGAUAUAAAAACAAUGAUAUUUUUUCCAGUCCUUGAUAGAAUGGUUAGUGAACUCAAUAGAAGAUUUUCAGAUCAUAGUGAAAUUUUAACAGGUAUCAGCGCCCUUAUCCCAAAAUGUGACACAUUUUUAAAUUUUACAAAUAUCAAACCGUUAGCUGAACACUAUAAAUUAGACAUAGAAAGCUUAGAAUCAGAACUAACACUAAUUACAAAACUGAUUAAGCGACAUGAAGCUGAAAACGCGUUUUCUGAAAUGUAUAUACUCUGUAUUAUUUCUAUUAUCAUUCCACCAUCUAGUGCUGGAGUUAAAAGAACUUUCUCCAGUUUAAGACAAAUUAAAAAUUACAUGAGAAAUAAAAUGACUAAUAAAAGGCUUUCAAAUAUAGCAAUUUUAUCUAUAGAAAAAAAAAUUGCUAAGAAUUUAGAUUUGGAAGUUGUUGUGGAUAAAUUUGCAGCUAUUCACAAAAACCGAAGAAUAUUAUUAACUUGA
Molecule: messenger RNA, 2088 nt
Organism: Daktulosphaira vitifoliae (grape phylloxera)
Lineage: Eukaryota; Metazoa; Arthropoda; Insecta; Hemiptera; Phylloxeridae
Product: zinc finger MYM-type protein 1-like
Exons: 3
Coding region: 1-2088 (695 amino acids)
Source: RefSeq, a predicted model, not a curated record